Emiliania huxleyi CCMP1516 is the source of this 646-nucleotide messenger RNA. RefSeq lists its product as hypothetical. Lineage: Eukaryota; Haptophyta; Isochrysidales; Noelaerhabdaceae. The transcript is spliced from 4 exons. The record is from RefSeq and is a predicted model, not a curated record. Bases 37 to 567 code for a protein of 176 amino acids.
CACGAACCCGGACGGCGAGGUCGCGCCGCUGUCGCUAUGAGUUCCAGCUCGUGGCGGCCGGAGACGGUCGAUCCCAUGGGGAAGGCGAUGGGAGUGCCUCGGGCACCAGCACGGACGUGGGAGCUCUGGCUGGAUCUGCGCACGUCGGAGGUUACUUUCGCACAGAUGGUCGUCGUCAAGCUCUUCUACUCGGUCCGACGCGUCAUCGACGAGGCGGGCAAGGCGCUGCCACAGGGCGCGGGCGUGCAGGGGCUCCUCUUUGCGGAGCCGCGCUUCGAUCCCGCCGACACUAUCGGCCUCGAGCUGCCCGUGUUUGUUGAGGCGCCCGACGGAGUUCUCUUGAACUGCACCGGCGUGAGCGGCCCUCGCAGACCACUCGAGGCUACGCUGCGCGCACCGGCGAGCGUCGACGAGCUCUGCGCCGCGCAGGACGCGAUUCGCGAGGCGGGCGACGGCGGGACCGCGUCGGUGGUUGCGCUGCCCGCUGACCCGCUGCUGUGGGCCGUCGCGCUGACCGGGCUUGAGGAGUGCCAACUGGAGGCAAAAGAGGGCAACGCGGGGGCUUGAGGUCGAACGCCCGCUCGUGAGCUCGCCGUUGACCUUUGAUGUUUUGCCGCGGUGCGGCGAGGACUUACAGUCGAACAAA